AUGAAAUGCUGGGUGGAUCGAGUCAUUUAAUGGAAAUUUAAUGGAAAUUUAAGCGAACAGCUCGCAGACCGACGUCGACCAAUGUGAGUUUGGAUAUCGGCGCAGCCUGUGGGAAGCUUCUAGCUCCUCGAGUGAACACGUAAGGGGCGCUGACGCCACUUGAGUGAUCAUUUGUGGCUGGAGGAGCCUUCUUUUUCAUUCGAUAAUACUUGCUGUGCAACUGGCCAGCUGGUAAUCUUACUUAACUUGAGGAUUUUUUUCCGAAUUAUUGAAUAGUUUUUUAAAAAUAGAUGAAUCGAAUGUUUGAAAAACUUCCUUCAGAAUUUUUAUACGAGUUUGUUGUUUGUAAUGAUGAUCAAUCCAUCCCGACUGUAAGGAUGAGUGAGGCGAAAAAGUGUGCUGGACGCAUAGCGUGUGCGUACGCGGUUCUUUGCACGAAUUCAUGCCGUGUUCAAAGUAAUUUUCGCGAAAUGCAAAAUGAUCUCUGACUCUCCAAAAUUUAGUGAUCUUUUCCUUUCUCUAACGGGUAUUUUGCAUUUCGCGGAAAUUACUUUGAACACGGCAUCAAUUAACCGCUACCGAUGAUUUAAAAAGCUCGGUUACCGCUAUUUUCGUAUAUUCUACUACUUUUCAAUGCACAAUGAAUGAUGGAAAAGACAAGAAGAGCGAUGAACUAGUUCUCCAAAUAGUCGCUGGCGGUUGAACUGAGUUGGUGCCAAGAACCGCAGAUGCAUACGCUACGCGUUCCGCCACUUUCUCUGCCUCCCUCCUCUUGUGAUGGGAAAAAUUGAUUAAAUCGAACAAUGUAGGCUAGAGAUGAAUUUUUUUUCCCCUCAGCAUUUUUUCAGACCUAUAUUAUAUAUCUGUCCAGUCGUAGGAAAAUCUCAGAAAUUCAUGCCAUAUAGCUGAUUCACGGUCAGCUUGGGACGCUGAAGGGGCGUGUCCUGUCUGCGCUCUCCAUAAGCCAGGCGCUAUCUCGUGCAUUAUCGUGUCAGGACCCUUUUUUCGAUAGCUCAAGCCAGCCGUGAAUCAGCUAUAUUUCAAAGUUUAACUUGAAAAGGUCAGUUAAAAACAAGUUUUUCAUCAAAAUCGUUCGGCUUUGGCCUUGAUGGCUUUGAUAAUAAAAAAGUUUCCUUUUUAUUCGUUCAAUUAUAUUGAUAUAUUACAGCGGCGGACACUUUGCCAAGAAGGAAACGGAAUCUUAUCGAAGGUAUGUUCAUUUUCGUCUUUUUUUAAAAAGUUUUUUCGAUUUCAGGAGGAUUGAAUCGGAAAAUGCUUCCGUUGGUGGAUACGCUAAACGAAUUUUCUGCUGA
This is a messenger RNA of Caenorhabditis auriculariae, 1313 nucleotides long. NCBI's taxonomy places the organism in Eukaryota, Metazoa, Nematoda, Chromadorea, Rhabditida, Rhabditidae. The record is from the annotation of a GenBank genome assembly.